Pocillopora verrucosa is the source of this 2715-nucleotide messenger RNA. RefSeq lists its product as uncharacterized. Gene Ontology annotation, biological process: regulation of intracellular pH. Gene Ontology annotation, cellular component: vacuole; membrane. The record is from RefSeq and is a predicted model, not a curated record. Lineage: Eukaryota; Metazoa; Cnidaria; Anthozoa; Scleractinia; Pocilloporidae.
CUAAAUUUACUUAAGCGGAGAAAAGAACAAGAUAUAGUUUUCGCGUUGGCUUUAGAUCUGACGCCGAAGGGUCGUGUUGUCUUCCGCGACGAUGCCGUGAAAACGAAGGCAUUGGCGAGUUUAACCUUGGAAAACUUUGAAUAGCCAAGUUUUAAACCAUGUGGGGUCGCAUAAAAGAGAUAUUCUGUUAUUUCAGCCCCGAUGUUGGUAGUAGACGAUCUGAAUCAAGCUCGAGCUGGUUGAAUACGCUCUGUUUCUUCCUCUUCGGCACUCUCAGUUUUUUCAAUCAAGAAUUACUCUAUACAGCCUCCGAAGAUAUCCUGAGCGGGCGAAAACUUCCGACAUCUACAAUUCUUGUGUGUUUCGUAACGCCAUUGAUGGUUACAAAAAUACUCGCGCCGUGGUUUAUACAAAAGAUUCCGUACUUGGUGAAAGCUUCGUACAUCGUUCUGUGUAUGAUUUUGGGGCUGGCUCUGAUCGUCUUCGUAGAAGAUAUGAGAGCGAAACUUGUGGGAAUUGCUUUAAACGCCAUGGCUACUGGUGUUUCUGAAGUAGUAUUUCUUGCUUUGACUUCGUUUUAUCCACAGAUUGCCAUUAGUUCUUUCGUUGCUGGCACUGGCACAGCUUCGCUGAUCUCUCCACUUUAUUACACAGGUCUGACCACGUGGGGUUGUGUCUCUCCCAAAACCGCCAUUAUGAUGACAAUUCCUUUGCCUGUACUCAUCUUGGUCUUCUACGCAAUUUUGGACAAGGAAUAUAUUGUGACUGCUGCACACGCCAAGCCCACGGAACACGAAGGGGUUGAAUAUUCCAUCGUAGGAUCAACGAACGAAGAUACAGAACAGACCACGGAAGUCCCCCAAAGACCACGAUGCGACGAGAAGCUGAGAAUCGGUGCAAGAAUCUUGCCUUUCAUAAUCCCUUUAUUUUUUAGUUUCUUUGCCGAGUACAUGUCUAACUCGUCCGUGGUGACAACAAUCGCCUUCCCGAAAUCGCACAUUCAUCCACGGGACCACUUCCUCUACUACUCGCUUUCCUACAGAAUCGGUAAGUUUAUUGGUAGGAGUUAUUUGUUCGUCUUUGCAUGUCUACCCCCGGAAGCUACUGACUUCCUGAAGUGCGAUCGGACGUGGAUUCUGGCAGCAUUUGAGAUGUCACACCUGGUGUUUUUCCUGUUCGAAUCUUGGUACCAUUUUGUCCCGUAUAUCUGGAUAAUGAUUGCCCUCUGUUCCACUCUUGGGCUCUUUGCGGGCAUGAUUGUCCUUCACUCGCCCCAUGCUGUCGCGCGGUAUACCAAGCCCGAGGAAAGAGAGUUCGCCUUGGGACUGCUAACUAUAGGUAACGCAGUGGGAGGAUUCACGGCCGGAUUUGUAGGCUUGUUCGUGGAACCGUAUCUUAGGGACGAGUGCAUCCAACAUUUCUCAGCCAGUAAAGAAUUCUGUUUUACGCGGAUGCGGAAUACCACAGGAUGGGACAGUAAUUUCCAUUGUUAAUUUCAAAAUAGAAGAAAGAAAUACCUGUUAUUUUUUUUUUUCAAAAUUAUUUUUAAAAAGUUCAAUUUUGCUUCAAUUCAUACCCAUCUUCAUUUUCCGGAGUUGUCCAAACAUGGCAAAAAAAUGCCUAGUUUAUUUUUUUCAGGGGGGGAGGGGUGGGAGCCUGGGAAGUGAGAAUGUACGUUUGAGCAUGUUCACUAUUGUGAAUCAAACGUUUCAUGAGCCACAGCCCACAUGCACGAAACAAAUACCUUAUAUUAACUGAAAAUACCUAAUGAGGGGGUUGUAACGCUUAAAAAAAUUGAAAAUAUUUAUUUAAUAUUAUUUGUUUACAUGAAAAAUUUGAAUGCAAUGUCCAAUUAGGUUAUAAUGUUUGAGACAACUAAGCUCCACAAUAACUUCAGGGUUAGUUCAUUUUUGUAAACACUUUUAAGGGGAAGCAAAUGCUACUCAUGAAAUGGGCAAAAUAAAACCAAAAGAUGUGGUUAAAAAAAUAAGAACCAGAGUGAGAGUAUUUAUAAGUUAGGAAAAAUAACGUUUAGUUUUUGAAAACUAGUUAAAAGUUCUUCCUGUAUCUUGACGUCGCCCAGCGUAUUUCUGGGUGACUUUGAAAAAUGCGUUUUAAAAGUGUGAAAUAUCACUUUUGACCACAAAGAUGUUUUCAGGAGGCAAUUCUGCACAGGAGUCCAUCAACGGGAUCCUUUAUCUCCACUGAUUCUUCCAGUCAACCCUUUCCCGAGUAGAUUUAGUUUUAGUUGAGCUUUUCCCAGCGAGAUGUAUCAUAUUUCCGUUUAGUCAACUGCGAGUCUCAGGAACUGAUUUCGCUGACCAGUGCAUGGGAACGUAUGUUUGACCUAAACCAGUAGGAUUGUCACAGCUCUGUCGUGACUGGUUCUUAGGACCUGAGAGAUCCCCUGAGGGCCUCCCUACUCGGGUGAGGAAUGACUCCAAGGCUUCGUUUGGAAGAGGGUCCCAAUUGGGUGAUGGCUUUUACAGCUAACGGUUAAAAAUUUGGACAUUUACAGCGGCUAACGGUUAAUUUCUUAAAGUUUUACGGUUGACGGUUAACCCCGCAGAUACCCUCUUGGAAGAUAGAGGCUCCAAUUGAUGGGCUCCUGAUUACAGCAAGUUUCUCUCUAAAUUCUAUCUCUCUUUCAUUUAAGUUAAAUUGAUUACUUGUAUGAAGUAAAUACAUCGAGGAAACAUGAAUAAACGAAUUAUG